Messenger RNA from Diospyros lotus (date-plum), 1349 nucleotides. Its product is annotated as pyrroline-5-carboxylate reductase. Gene Ontology annotation, molecular function: pyrroline-5-carboxylate reductase activity. The coding region runs from base 164 to 997 and encodes 277 amino acids. The record is from RefSeq and is a predicted model, not a curated record. The transcript is spliced from 7 exons. Gene Ontology annotation, biological process: L-proline biosynthetic process. NCBI's taxonomy places the organism in Eukaryota, Viridiplantae, Streptophyta, Magnoliopsida, Ericales, Ebenaceae.
CCACACUGAGGGUUAAGUAGCAUUUCCGUCUGGCAAUGGAGGACAUUCGGAUUUCGCAACCUGUAAGGAAGUGACAAUCCUUUCCCUGCAAAAUCGGAGAGUAUACAGAGAGACGCAUCGCAUAAUAUAUAGUUAUACGGAGAGAGCAUCGUAGGGUUUAAGCAUGGCGAGGGCUAUACUUCCCAUUCCGACCGACACCUACAACCUAGGGUUCAUCGGCGCCGGCAAAAUGGCGGAGAGCAUCGCCAGAGGAGUCGUCAAAUCCGGCGUACUGCCUGCCUCUAGGAUUCGCACCGCUCAUCUCGGCGCCGCUCGCCGAGCCGACUUCGAGUCAUUCGGCGUCAAAGUUGUCGAUCUCAAUAGCCAGGUAGUUGAAGAUUGUGAUGUUAUCAUUUUUUCUGUCAAACCUCAGAUUGUUAAGGAAGUGGUCUUGCAGUUGAGGCCAUUACUCUCGGAGAGGCAGCUUCUAGUUUCUGUUGCUGCAGGAGUUAAACUAAACGAUCUCCAGGAAUGGGCUGGUCAUGGUCGAUUUAUUAGGGUGAUGCCGAAUACUCCUGCUGCAGUGGGGGAGGCUGCAUCUGUUAUGAGCUUGGGCACAGCUGCAACGGAAGAUGACGGAGAAUUAAUAGCUGGGUUGUUUGGGUCAAUUGGAAAGAUAUGGAAGGCCAAUGAGAAAUUGUUUGAUGGAAUAACUGGUCUGAGUGGCAGUGGCCCAGCAUAUAUUUACUUAGCAAUAGAGGCACUAGCUGAUGGAGGGGUGGCUGCAGGUCUUCCACGGGAACUUGCAUUGGGUCUAGCUUCUCAAACUGUAUUGGGAGCAGCAGUUAUGGUUACAAGAGGAGGAAAGCAUCCGGGGCAGCUUAAAGACGACGUUGCAUCACCUGGCGGGACAACAAUAGCGGGUAUUCAUGAGUUGGAAAAGAGUGGAUUUCGAGGGAUAUUGAUGAAUGCUGUUGUUUCGGCCGCCAAGCGUAGUGAAGAGUUUUCAAAGAGAUAAUUUAUGGUUCUGAUGAUUGGUACCGGUAGUAAACAACCAACUUUAAAAUAAUUUUAGGCGGUUAUCGGAACAAGUUAGAUCUUCCUUGGCCAUACUGUUCCGCUGUAUGGCUAAAGAUAUAAUUAAGGUCUAGAAUUUUCUGAUCAGAUUGUUGGAUUCACCAGCUCUCUCUGGUUGCUGUCUUUCUUGUAGUUUUUACUCUGGGAUUAGUUGUCUUUGAGACCAUACUGUCCAAAACAACUUCCCCGCCUUCUGCUUCUGUUCCCAUCAUUUUUUCUGUACGCUUUUGCUAAGACUUACCGUCCAAAACUAUAUUAAGAAUUAAUAUUGUUUUAUUUCUUUUUGUUUACUA